AUGACAAUUGCGAAUGUAUUCAAGAACUGGCAUAAACACGAUGAAAAUGUAAGUCAUAAUUUGCUUGGAGUUGAGUUGCUGCUGCGAUUCCCCUUUUGCAAUACAGCACAUGCGCAGUGUGUCCCUUUCACCUUAUUAAUUUUUAAUGGCAAUGGCUGCGUUUUUCAUCUAAACCUCUCCCGCAAAACAACAAACCUAUAAAUACGACAUUUCCUUGCACCUCUGACAAAAGGCGUUAUCGAUUUAGUAAUAGUAAUCGAUCGCUUGUGAUCUACGAAAAAUGGAUCGGCUGUAGAAUUUGAAGAUAGAAGAUCUGUCAUUUUUAACCCUUUCCAUUCCAUGAUCCACAAACAAUCGAGUUUUUUGCAUUUUCUCUUGUAUCCCAUUGUUUUCUCCAGCAGAAGAUGAUGCGCCAGGUGACCAACAGUAAUGACUAUUGCAUGAGUGGCAGGCCGUCGUGCCUGGCAGAGGAUGGCCGACACCCCACCAGUCACUUUGACCUGUGCACUGCCCAGUCCAACAAGUUCUACCAACCUCCCCCGCCCCCUCCCUUGCAAAUGACCUCGCCCCCUCUGUCCCUGCCACCCCAGAACACCCUGAAACCCAUGCCCUGUCAGAGGCAGAAUGGUCUCGGUGAACCUCACCCCCAAGCUGUGGGAGUCACGAACAACGAAAAGCCAGAGGACUCCAAGAAGAAGAAAAACCCGGGCAGGUCUGGGAGAAGGGGAAGGCCUUCGGGGACCACAAAAUCGGCAGGUUACAGGACCAGCACAGGGAGGCCUCUGGGAACCACCAAGGCUGCCGGGUUCAAGACCAGCCCAGGGAGGCCCCUGGGAACCACCAAGGCAGCGGGCUAUAAGGUCAGCCCUGGAAGGCCCCCUGGCAGUAUCAAGACCCUGUCUCGCCUCAACAAACUAGGCUAUGGUACGUGUAGCGCUGCAGCGUUCCCCUACACUAUGAUGAACAAAGGCGGCCUCUGCGAACCCUUGCGUAAAGAAAAGGAGACUAGCGAGUAAAGUCCUGCUUUUCUACGUUGUUGGAGGAUUAAAAAGGGUGCAUGUCCUAAAGUGCUGUCAAAUAGAGGGGGGGGCCCGUUUUGUACCGUUUCCCUGGUUGAGUGUACAUUUGUACAUUUUUUUGUCAUUUAGCAGACGCUCUUAUCCAGAGCGACUUACAGUUAGUGAGUGCAUACAUU
Molecule: messenger RNA, 1195 nt
Organism: Coregonus clupeaformis (lake whitefish)
Lineage: Eukaryota; Metazoa; Chordata; Actinopteri; Salmoniformes; Salmonidae
Product: UPF0461 protein C5orf24 homolog
Exons: 2
Coding region: 405-1016 (203 amino acids)
Source: RefSeq, a predicted model, not a curated record